UGCUCCUGGGGCGGGGGGAAGCCGGCUCGGAGUUUGUGACUCCGUCCCGUGCACCCCUGGCGCGUGCAGCCUUAUUACGGCUUCUCCAGCCCCGCCGGGCCGGUGCGCACAGAGUCGCCUCCAGUGGGAAGUGCACUUCCGUUAUCUCCUUCUCCCCCACCCCCUCCGCCGCUCCCCCUCCUGAGCUCUCUUUCUGGGUGUUCAAGGCGAGGAUGAACAAACAGAUCCAGCCCGAGCGCAGAGUGUCGGCGGUGGCUCCCGUGCAGGACUGCUCCGGCCAGCCGCCGCCGAAGAAGGAUGUGGAGCUGCUUCUGGUGAAGGAGCAGAAUGGGGUCCAAUACACCAGCAGCAGCCUCCUGCCGGCCGCCUCCAGCCUCCACUACACCGCCGAGGGGCAGCCGGAGCGGGAGACCUGGGGCAAGAAGAUCGAUUUCCUUCUCUCGGUCAUUGGAUUCGCUGUGGACCUGGCCAAUGUCUGGAGAUUUCCCUACCUCUGCUACAAAAAUGGAGGGGGUGCCUUUCUUAUCCCCUACAUCCUCUUCCUAAUCAUUGCUGGAAUGCCCUUGUUCUACAUGGAGUUAGCACUGGGACAGUACAACCGGGAAGGGGCUGCUACGGUGUGGAAAAUCUGUCCAGUUUUCAAAGGUGUAGGCUAUGCUGUGAUACUCAUAGCUCUUUACGUGGGUUUCUACUACAACGUUAUCAUAGCUUGGUCUCUGUAUUAUCUGUUUUCAUCAUUCACAUUUGAGCUUCCCUGGACAAACUGCGGCAACAGCUGGAAUAGCCUAAACUGUACAGAUCCCAAACUCUUCAACGCCUCGGUGCUUGGCAAUGGCACCAAGUACUCCAAGUACAAACUCACUCCUGCUGCUGAAUUUUAUGAACGAGGUGUACUGCAUCUGCAUGAAAGCAGUGGAAUCCAUGACCUUGGCUCACCCCGAUGGCAGCUUUCGCUGUGCCUCUUGGUGGUAGUAAUAAUUCUUUUCUUUAGUCUGUGGAAAGGAGUGAAGACUUCAGGAAAGGUUGUGUGGAUAACAGCCACUUUGCCUUACGUUGUAUUAUUUGUAUUGUUAAUCCAUGGAAUCACAUUGCCUGGUGCAUACAAUGGAAUAAAUGCUUACCUUCACAUAGAUUUCAAAAGGUUAAAAGAAGCUACGGUCUGGAUUGAUGCAGCCACUCAGAUAUUUUACUCUUUAGGAGCUGGAUUUGGCGUUUUAAUUGCAUUUGCUAGUUAUAAUAAGUUUGACAACAACUGUUAUAGGGAUGCUUUGCUGACUAGUACAAUCAACUGUGUCACAAGCUUCAUAUCAGGAUUUGCAAUUUUCUCUAUACUGGGCUACAUGGCUCAUGAGCACAAAGUAAAAAUUGAAGAUGUAGCCACUGAAGGAGCUGGAUUAGUUUUCAUCCUUUAUCCAGAAGCCAUUUCAACCCUUUCGGGAUCAACAUUUUGGGCAGUGGUGUUCUUCAUAAUGCUUCUCACACUGGGCAUUGACAGUUCCAUGGGUGGAAUGGAAGCUGUCAUCACUGGGUUAGCAGAUGAUUUCCAAAUACUGAAGCGGCACAGAAAGCUUUUCACAUUUGGUGUCUCCUUUGGCACUUUCCUGGUGGCUCUUUUUUGUAUCACCAAUGGUGGAAUUUACGUCCUCACACUACUGGACACAUUUGCAGCUGGGACUUCAAUCCUGUUUGCUGUUCUAAUGGAGGCAAUUGGAGUUUCCUGGUUUUAUGGUGUGGACAGAUUCAGUGAAGACAUCCAGCAAAUGAUGGGCUUCAAACCGGGCCUCUACUGGCGACUGUGUUGGAAAUUUGUUAGCCCUGCUUUUUUAUUGUUUGUGGUGAUAGUCAGUAUUAUAAACUUCAAACCUCUGACAUAUGAUGACUACACCUUCCCGCUCUGGGCAAAUCGCAUUGGCUGGGGAAUAGCAUUAUCUUCAAUGAUCCUGGUGCCUGCCUACAUUAUCUAUAAAUUUCUGAACGUGCGUGGGACCUUUAAAGAAAGACUAGCUUACUGCAUCACACCUGAGAACGAACACCAUCUUGUGGCACAAGGGAACGUGAGGCAGUUUAAGCUUCAACACUGGCUAUCAAUAUGACAACUGACAGGUUGAGGAAAAAGCCAAUACAUUAAACUAAACUGGGAAUAAACGAAAAGUCAAGUUCAAAGCUCUCUUGAUUGUGUUUGGACCAGGCUGGCUCAGAGCUCAUCUACUGAUUCCUUUGAGGGAAGACAGCUUCUGCUCUCUGUUUUCUCUAUUACUUGGUUUCAAAUGAACUUACAGACUGGUUUUCCAUUUCCUUAUAUCUUUCAGUGCUAUGAGAUCCAUACUUGACCAAAUUUGUGAGCUUUGAUAGAGAUAGAAGUGGAGGAGGGAGCAGAAAAUCAGCAUUAAUUAAAGAAACUCUUGUCUUGGAGAAAUAAAUAAAGAACAUAAUUCCUUUUAAAAUCCCUGCCACAACAUUGUUUAGAGACCAACUAUAUACUCAGAGAUGGAUGCAUCUCAAUUAUGAGACAAGAGUGACUUUAAGUGCACAUUCAUGUCAUUUGCUUUCUUUCAGGACUAUCCUUUGGGAUAUAAUUUUGCAUCCUUCUGAAGUGGAGACUCGGUGCUUCACUUUCAGUGGUUUGUUAUUAGUCUCUUCUUUUGGUGAAGAAGGUUGUCUUUGCUGUAUAUGUCUGUGCCAUUUUCUGUGCAGUUGAACUAUACACACCGAAAGUAACAGGGAUGGAAUUAAAUUCCUAUUGUUGUGGCUAUUGAGUACAGAAAGUAGUUUUAACAAUACACUGUACUUAACAAUGCAAACAUAUUCCUUUAUGUCAGCUAUUAAAAUGGCUUUAUUUAUCAUGAUUCAUAUUCUUCAGACUUUGAGUUAAGCACCAAAAAUAUUUACAAGUAGUCAGAUUUUCCUUCUACAUUCUGUUAUAUUGUGUGACAAAGAAUGUACAGUAUAUAUAAAUAUAUAGGAUCAGAGGCAAUGAUUUUUAGAAUAAGCCACUCUAUCCAGUGGCAUCAAAAUAUCAAAUGUUGGCUUUGUGCGAGUGCACUAUUAUUAUAAAUGUCCUCUAGGUUCAACUGCCAGAACAUUUUAAGAGUUGUGUAGAACAUCUUGGAUGGAGGGGUCUUCUAGGCAUAACUCAAUUAUCUAGGCCUGCUCCCUCUCUUGUGUAUUUCAGGCAGCUUUAUGACAGCUAGAAAAUACAGAGCAAUCAUAGUGAGAUUGGAUGCUGUUCUGUAUAGUCUGUUUUAAAGUCAUAUCUUCCCAGUGAUCACUAGGGGUUACAGUAACUGGGAAUUACUUAUUACAAGAACUAUUCCAAAUUUUAGAGACAGCAGGUUCUCAGUUGAAUCUAGUCUAGAGUUAGAGCCUUAAUGCUGAAUUUCUUUGCCUUUAUAUGUUCAAUUCAGUUUCUUAAUGGUUUUUUAAAUAUAUGUAGUGUUUCCUUUUUUAAUGGUUAUUUAUAUUAUUUUUAAUUCUUCAUUUUUUAUAAUACCAUCCUGGAAGUCUGAAAAUAAAAUUUUUCCCUAUUGAUUUUGUCCUUUUCCAUUUAACAACCAUUGACUUCCUUCCAACCCACAAUGUUUCUAAUAGAAUUGAAAUAUAUCUGCUUCUCUUUUUUACUUUAUCCUUUGUGCCCCAGCAUGAUUGAAAAGCCAGAAAUAUUUAACAGUUCUUAAAAAUAGCUUAUUUUCUAUUUUCAGUGUCUAAGUGACAAACUAUUGUCAUUGUCUUCUUUUCUUCUUCUUCUUCAAAACACAGAGUUUUAAACCCAAAGGGCAUUGUCAGCUUUUUACCCAAGCUAAUGGACAGUAACCUGGUAGGACAGCUAUGGUAAUUUAUAUACAAAAAUCAAGAAGUUUAAAAUGUUAAAAUUAAAGUACUGUAAUUACCUAAGAGUCCAAACAACAUCUUCUAUAAAGAGGAAAAUAAGUUUAGGAUUCUUUUUUAAAUGGUCAUUAUAUCGUUACUCUAAUCAACAUUGCUUCUUAAAAUUAUGCUGGGGUCCUUAUUUUGUAGAUAUAAAUCUUACUUUGAGAAUGGCAUAGCUUGCACAGUCACUGUUCUGAGGUGACCGAAAAGCUUCUCAGACCGGUUAUGGUGAUCAAAUUGAAAUAUACCAGAGGACUGCUAAAUGUGCAAAUCAUCAUGUCUCAUCAAGUCAUAUUCCUUUAGAUCUGCACAUAAAUGGUAAACUUACAGGCUAACAACCUACAGCAACAUUUAGUUGUGAAAAUCUGCCAAUAUACAGUGAAAUGGCCGCAGAUGUAAUGCUGUCACGUCCUAAAGCCUGUGUGGGUUUUCCUUCUUCUAUCUAAGGGCUUGUCUGCACUGGCACUUUACUGCGCUGCAACUUUCUCGCUCA
Molecule: messenger RNA, 4360 nt
Organism: Trachemys scripta elegans
Lineage: Eukaryota; Metazoa; Chordata; Testudines; Emydidae
Gene: SLC6A2
Product: solute carrier family 6 member 2
Exons: 14
Coding region: 213-2093 (626 amino acids)
Biological process (GO): sodium ion transmembrane transport; dopamine uptake involved in synaptic transmission
Cellular component (GO): presynaptic membrane; neuronal cell body membrane; plasma membrane
Molecular function (GO): dopamine:sodium symporter activity; norepinephrine:sodium symporter activity; neurotransmitter:sodium symporter activity
Source: RefSeq, a predicted model, not a curated record